Molecule: messenger RNA, 4413 nt
Organism: Chelonus insularis
Lineage: Eukaryota; Metazoa; Arthropoda; Insecta; Hymenoptera; Braconidae
Gene: Tsp
Product: Thrombospondin
Exons: 16
Coding region: 146-3316 (1056 amino acids)
Biological process (GO): cell adhesion
Cellular component (GO): extracellular region
Molecular function (GO): calcium ion binding
Source: RefSeq, a predicted model, not a curated record
CUGGACCACGAUUUCUUCGUACGUGACAAUUCUUUCUUAAAGACUUAGGAUUAUAUUUUCAUGAAUCAUUAUUACAUCAUUCAGAUAGUGAAUAACAUUGUUGAAUUUUUCUCCCUCAAAUCCCAUUCGGAAUAUUGACAACCCGAUGGCGGGAUUUAGAGGAAUUUUAACACUUGUUUUACUUGGAGUGCUUUCUGCAGUUGCUAUCACCUACGAUGAAGCUCUAAGCAAGUCAUUAAAAAAUGCAGUGCAUGAUGAUGAGUUUGCUAUCAGUGUAAAGCAUUUUAAAUUAAAAAAAGGAGAUCAUGUUGGGACAGACACAGUUCUUGCUACUAAGUAUCCAGAUCCAAAGACUAAAAUAUUACUUAUGAUUGACCGACGAUCCAAUAGGGUAAUGUUGGAAACGGUAGAAGAGCAUAAAAAAGGAAGAGAAGAUCUUGAAGUUGGUACUCUAAAUAUUACCCAUCCAAUGAAAAAUAUUAUUUUUGUGGUACACCAAAAUAAACCUAAUUCAAGAAUUGAUGUUUACGUUGACUGCAAUCUGCAAGGUACUAUUCCGAUGAAGAAAACGUUCAAAAAUGUAGUUGAACGAGGAUCAGAUGAGUCGACACUUCAAGUGUUUAAAGAAAGAAGAUACCGAACCAAAAUCUACAAGAGCUCUGAAAUUGAUGAGUUAUGGGAAAGAGAAGGUUGUCGCACAAAUCUCCAUGAUGUUGAAUAUGAAUUUAAUCAUAAUACUACUUUGUCACGAGUUCGAAGGCGAGGAGACAUUGGAAUACAUACUAUUGAUGAUCUAAAUUGCAUUGGAGAAGGCCAACUUAUAAAAACUUUGAAUGAACUUAUAGAAGUGACAAGAAAAAUUUGGAGUGAAUUAGAACGAAAUACUCAAGAGACUCGAUAUAUAAGAAAAUUAGUCGAAGAAUGUACAGCAUGUCGUCCAGGAUUUGUUGUAGCUACAACACCAGCACCACCUCCAAGACCUUCUUGUAGACAUCAAAGUCCAUGUUUUCCUGGAGCUUCAUGUCGAGAUACUGAGGGAGGUCCUGAGUGUUUAGGAUGUCCUUAUGGUCAUAUCGGUGAUGGACGACACUGUCAAAGAGUCAAGACUUGCAAUGAUAAUCCUUGCUUCCAGGGGGUAAGAUGUCAAAACACAAGGACUGGAUACAGAUGUGGUCCAUGUCCUUCGGGUUACACGGGGAAUGGAGAGCAAUGUCAACGCGUACGAGGAUGUGAGUUGAAUCCUUGUCACUCGAGUGUUACUUGUCAUCCAACCCAAGAUUAUCCUUACUACAAAUGUGGCGCUUGUCCUGAGGGAUACACCGGAAAUGGAACCAACUGCCAGGACAUUGAUGAGUGUGACCUAACUCAACCCUGUGAUCCAAGAUCUCAAUGUAUCAACACCUCGCCAGGAUACAGAUGUCUUCCAUGCCCCGUGGGAUUUACGGGGAACGAGACCGGAGGUGUUGGAGUCGAAUUCGCUCUCAGGAACAAGCAGAUCUGUCAGGAUAUCAAUGAAUGCGAAGAUGGAAGGAAUGGUGGCUGUGUACCUAAUUCUGAAUGCAUAAAUACAAAGGGCUCUUUUAAAUGUGGAUCUUGCAAGUUCGGUUAUACUGGUGAUCAAAAUCAAGGAUGUCAUCCAGCGCACAAUAUUUGUCCUGAUAGAGUAACUAUUUGUGACAAACAUGCUGAUUGCAUUUGUAUAGCUGUCAACCAGUACACUUGCCAGUGUCAUAUUGGAUGGGCCGGAAAUGGCAUUAAAUGUGGAAUAGACUCUGACAGUGAUGGACAUCCAGAUGAAGAGAUUAGACUUGAAAGCCAUGAGAUAUUUGCCGCAGACAAUUGUCGAUAUGUUCCUAAUAGUGGUCAAGAGGAUGCUGACAAUGAUGGUUUAGGUGAUUCUUGUGAUGAUGAUUCUGACAAUGAUGAUGUGCUUAACUCUUCUGAUAAUUGUCCUCUUCAUCACAAUCCUAAGCAAGAAGAUACAGAUCGUGAUGGUCGUGAUGGAUUUGGAGAUGCUUGUGACAACUGUCCUAAUGUUUUUAAUCCAGAUCAAAGAGACAUUGACGGUGAUGGAAUUGGUGAUGCUUGUGACAAUGAUAUGGAUAAUGAUGGAAUACUAAAUCACUUAGAUAACUGUCCUUCAAAGCAAAAUGAAGAUCAAAGAGACUCUGACGGUGAUGGAAUUGGGGAUGCUUGUGAUAAUUGUCCAUCGAUUCCAAAUCAUAACCAGGAAGACGAGGAUAGGGAUAGAGUAGGAGAUGCUUGUGAUGAUGGCCAUGAUAGAGAUAAAGAUGGUAUUCAGGAUAAUGUAGAUAAUUGUCCUGACAUUCCUAAUUCUGAACAAACCGAUUCAGAUCAUGAUAAUAUUGGUGAUGAAUGUGAUGAUGAUGCUGAUAAUGACGGAGUUCCGAAUAGUAUUGACAAUUGUCCUUAUGUUUAUAAUCCACUUCAAGAAAAUUCCAGAGGUGGAAUUUUCGGAGAUGCAUGUUGGAAUGAUUAUGAUAAUGAUACAGUAUUGAAUACUCAUGAUAAUUGUCCCAAUAAUAGUCAAGUGUGGACGACAGACUUUAGGAAAUAUGAAAUAAUUGCAUUAGAUCCUGAGGGUGAAGCUCAAAUCGAUCCUAACUGGCAAAUUCAUCACAGUGGAGCAGAAAUUGUUCAAACUAUUAAUAGUGAUCCGGGCAUAGCCGUUGGAUUUGACAGUUUCACUGGAGUAGACUUCGAGGGAACCUUUUACGUGAAUACAGAAACAGACGAUGACUAUGUUGGAUUUGUCUUUUCAUAUCAAAAUACCCACAGAUUUUAUGCAGUAAUGUGGAAAAAAGACACUCAAACUUAUUGGCGUGCUACACCUUUCCGAGCAGUUGCUGAACCAGGAAUUCAACUGAAAUUAAUAGAUUCUGAAACGGGUCCAGGAGAGAUGAUGAGAAAUAGUUUAUGGCAUACUGGAGACACUGAAAAUCAAGUAAAAUUAUUAUGGAAAGAUCCAAGAAAUGUUGGAUGGAAAGAGAAGACUUCGUACAGAUGGCAAUUGAUGCACCGUCCUCGUAUUGGGCUCAUUAGAUUGUGGAUUUAUGAAGGGCCACGUUUAGUAGCUGACUCAGGAAAUAUUUUUAACUCUGUAUUGAAAGGUGGACGGCUUGGAGUUUUCUGUUUCUCUCAAGAAAUGAUUAUAUGGUCGGAUUUACUUUACAAAUGUAAAGAAUCCGUACCUGAAGCUGUUUGGCGUGAGCUGCCAGGAAACUUGCAGACUAAAAUUAAUGUUGACCCAAGUAGUCAAAGAGUUAUGAGACUCGAGCGACCUACUUAUGGUUAAAUAAAAAAUUAUUAAAAAUUAAUAGCAAUAAUUCAAGAAAAUAUACAUAUAAAAUUUCCUUUGUUAUAAUUAAAUAAUUUUAAUCAGAUUUGUUUUUAACAUAAAUGACUGUAUUAUUAUAAAUUUCCAAAGGUUUUAUAAAUUAAAAAUUAAGUUAUGUAUAAAAGGCUAAAAUAAGAGGUUCUUAAUAUUUCAUUCAAUAACACAAAGUAUUAAAUUCAAUUUUUAUUAUUGUGACCAUUUAAUAAUAAUUUUAUUUUUUAUUAUGAUAAUAAUAAUAAUAAUUAAUUAAUUAAUUAAUGAAGUGUGUAACGAUCUCAAUGAAAUUGACAUAAGCAGUCUUCUUACAAUGCUUGCUCCCUUGCAGCUUGCAAUUAUUUAAAAUAAAAUACAGAAUCAGUCAUCCUAUAAUUAGGUAUUAUUAUAAUAAUAAUUGAUAAUAAUUUCUGAAUUAUUCAGAUUAAAUUUCUAAACUGGUAUAAUCCAUUCAAUUAUUUCACUUAAAUUGCACGAUAUUAUUAUAGUAUCACGAAAAAAUUCAGUUUCUUGUCUAACUCAUUUUGUCUUGAAAUACGUCUUGCAUGUUAUUUAUAAUUACAUUAAUUAAUAAUUCAUUUAUUAAUUAAUUUAAUUGUUCAACAUAUAAAUAUUCCUUAACUACAAUAAAUUAUUAUCAUCGUAACAUCCUGCUUAUCUAUAUACACUAUUCAAACAAAAAUUAACCCGAAUACUUUGAAGUUCUUGUACUAAACAUCCAAAAUACUAGGGUCGAACAGUAAACGUUUGUCUGAAAAUUUUUUUCCAAUUAAUUAUUUGUUAAAAAAAUUUCUUUUUUUUCUAACUAAAUAUAUUUCAUACAUACAAUUUAAUUUUUAAUAUGGCAGUGGUCAUUCAAAAAACAUUUUUAAGGCAGUUGGGCACCCUUAGACAUUAUAUGAAGAAUUCUUUCUAAUUUUUCAUUUAUAUAAAGACGAAUAAUGAUAUUAUUAAUUUCAUUUAAAUAUAAUGAUGUGAUUAAAAACUAUAAAAGUUUAUAGUAAUAAUAUGUGAUAUGUCCAAGAAGGCCCAUCUACAAUACAAUCGUACGAUAAAAAACA